Molecule: messenger RNA, 2916 nt
Organism: Talaromyces stipitatus ATCC 10500
Lineage: Eukaryota; Fungi; Ascomycota; Eurotiomycetes; Eurotiales; Trichocomaceae
Product: Mechanosensitive ion channel family
Exons: 3
Coding region: 1-2916 (971 amino acids)
Biological process (GO): intracellular calcium ion homeostasis; calcium ion transmembrane transport
Cellular component (GO): membrane
Molecular function (GO): calcium channel activity; calcium ion binding
Source: RefSeq, a predicted model, not a curated record
AUGUCUACUCCGAUACACGAAAUUGACGAGCCGAGAUAUUCAGCCAACACAACUCGUUUUCCCGGCAAUGAGAAUAUAUUCGAAGACGAGGACGCUGAAUAUCGUGGCAGGGAUAAUCUGAGGCUGGACACUUUGAACGUAACUUCGUCCAAUAGAACGGAUCCAUCUCCGUCGGCUACCCGUGAGCAAGCUCUACGACUAGAUGAUGACCUAGCUGUACUGCAAGCCGAGCGAGUAGUAUCAAGCACGCAACGAAGCGAAGAGCAUAGCGAAGGCACGUCAUUGCGUCAACUUCGCUCGCGGACGGAACCGGUGGAUGAAUUUGAUAUUGCUACGAACCCGCUCCACGAAACCGCGGCAAUCUACAAUGCGCCGGAAGAUCCUCAUACCAAUAUAGCACGAGCCUUGAAGAGGAUUCACAGCUCGAGUUUCCUCGUCCGUUACUUUUUCUACAUCACGCCGUUGACGCUAAUUAUAUUGAUUCCACUAUUGCUGGGUGCUUUGGUUUUCAAGACCGCCAAUGUUGGAGGUGUUCAACUGCUGUGGUUUUCCAUAUGGUUGGAAAUUUUCUGGCUGACUCUUUGGGCGGGUAGAAUCACUGCAAAAUGUUUCCCUCCCGUGUUCGGAAUUGUCUCAUCCAUAUUCACCAAUAACUCCAAGAAAUAUCGGGAUCUGGGGAGGGAACUAGAGUUGCCCUUGACACUAUUUUUCUGGUGGUUGGGAGUGGAGGUGUCUUUUCUGCCAACCAUGAUCAACCAUCAUGUUGAUGGUAAUAGAUCAGUCAAAGAAUGGGAAAACACGAUGAACAAAGUCAUCGUUUCGAUAUUUGUCGGAGCUAUUCUCAACUUGAUUGAGAAGAUUAUAAUUCAGUUGAUUGCCAUCAGCUUCCACACUCGGACAUAUGCCGAUCGAAUUGAGAUUAACAAGUUUCAAAUCUCGAAUCUGACCAAACUAUACGCCUUCUCUCGCGAAAGAAUUUCUGAAAAGGACGAGGAUUUUGAGGAACGCGCCAGCGGCACACAAUCCGGUGCCAAAACACCUCUAAAUAUUGCUGGGACGGCCCUCAAAGUUGGCAAAAAGACGUUAAACAAGGUUGGAGAUAUGGCUGGGGCGGUUGCCGGCGACUUUACUGGCAAGAAGAUCAACAAGAGCAGUCACCCGCACCAAGUGGUGCUCGCUUUGCUUAGCACCAAUAAAGGCGGUCAGGUAUUGGCGAGGAGAUUGUACCGCACCUUUGUUCGUGACGGCUUCGAGACUAUCUUUUCGGGUGAUUUGAAAUCAGCAUUCGAUAAUAACGAAGAAGCAGAAGCCGCUUUUACCAUGUUCGACAAGGAUAUGAAUGGAGAUAUUUCCAUGGAAGAACUGGAGGCCGUAUGUGUUGAGAUUGGUCGCGAAAGAAAGUCAAUCACUGCGUCGUUGAAAGAUUUGGACUCGGUCGUGUCAAGACUCGAUGCGGUGCUCUUCUUCAUUGUUUGUGUCAUCACACUGUUGGUUUUCUUGUCCCUGAUCUCAACCUCUGCUGCCGGUGUGUUGACAUCUGCCGGUUCGACUAUUCUGGCGCUAUCUUGGUUGUUUUCUGCUACCGCUCAAGAGUUUUUGCAAUCCGUCAUCUUUGUCUUUGUCAAGCACCCGUUUGAUGUUGGUGACCGAGUCACUAUUUAUGGUAACACAGGUGACAUGAUGAAGGGAGACGACUACUUUGUCAAGGAGAUUUCUCUGCUGUAUACCGAAUUUAAAAAGAUGCAGGGUCACGUGGUACAAGCCCCGAACAGCUAUCUCAAUACCUUGUUCAUCCUAAAUCAGCGUCGUUCGGGUGGUCUUGCCGAAGCUGUGCCUGUUAUUAUCAAGUACGGAACCACUAUGGAACAAAUGGACGCUCUACGACAACGUCUGUUAGAGUUUGUCCGUACGGAGAAACGCGAAUACCAGCCAAACAUUCUUACGGAAUUGAGAGAAGUCACCGAGGCUUUCUCACUCACUCUCAACGUGGUUUUUUUCUACAAGUCCAAUUGGCAGAACGAAGGUCUUCGUCUCCAAAGACGUAACAAGUUUAUUUGCAUGUUAAUGUUAUCUAUGCAAGAAAUCGGAAUCGAAGGACCUCGCAUGAACCUCCAGGGUGCUCACGUCGACUACCCCUUCCAUGUCAAUCACCACGGACAACCACCCAGUUACGCUGCCUCUACUAGACCGGGUCCCAACCAGCAACAGCCGAUAUCAUCAUCAUCUGAAACUAUCCUCGAGGAACAUGAACCCAAUUUCCCUGAAAAUGCCGCAUACUCUUCCGGCAGCAACGCACCAAUUCGUCCGCAACAUUCUAUCCUCCGCAAAGGCUCCAUGACAGCCGCCGCUCGUGCACGCGGAGAAUCCCUAUCCCGUCCCGGCCGCCACGUCGAUUUCUCCCUCGGCAACAGCGCGUUAGUCACCAACGAUCUUAUGGGAGACGUCUUUGAAGACCGAACUCCCUCGCGGCUCGAAGAAGUCGUUCGCAACGCCAAUCGUGAGGCGAUGGAGCGGCGGAUCCGAGACGAUGCCGCGGCGUCACGGGAGUCUCUUUCGUCUGCGUCGCGGCACCCUGCUCCUGCGGGCUUUGAGAAUCGGCCCCGAGCAUCGAUGGAGUCGAGGGGUUCUGCUGCUGGACGGCCGAGCCUGUCAUCUUCUUUGGGCGGUCGGAGUGGGUUUUUGUCUAGGCUUGGUUCGCAUCACAGUCGCGUGCGGAGUACGGAUAGUGACGAUUUGAUGGAGCAGGCCCAUAGCAUGAAUCGCCUACACUGGCAAGGAUAUGGUGGUGCGGAACGAGGCCCGGAAUGGAUCUUGGAGAUAACUUCCGGUCCAAACAUCCAUCAGGCUGUGAUCUGGUUGCAGCAACGUGCCGUAAACUUUACGGGUAAGCUUAUUGUUUCCAAGAGUAUCCAAUAG